CUUUAUCUCAAUAAGUCUGUUACAGAAGAGAAAGGAGAAGAAGAGAGAAACUGAUGCAGGGAGAUGCAGAGUUGUGACACCUAAUGACGUGGAAGCAGGAUGACAAAAAGAUAAGGAAGCUUCACGGAAUGGAGCUCUGGAACUCCACCUUGGGAAGUGACUUCAUCUUGGUGGGGAUUCUGGAUGACAGCGGCUCUCCUGAAUUGCUCUGUGCCACAUUCACAGCUCUGUAUAUGUUGGCUAUGACAAGCAAUGGACUGCUGCUUCUGGUCAUCACAGUGGAUGCCCGGCUCCAUGUGCCCAUGUACCUUCUGCUCUGGCAGCUGUCUCUCAUGGAUCUCCUGCUCACAUCAGUUAUCACUCCCAAGGCUGUUAUAGAUUUUCUUCUCAAAGACAAUACCAUCUCCUUUGUGGGCUGUGCCCUUCAGAUGUUCCUGGAACUGACACUGGGUGGAGCAGAGGACCUUCUUUUGGCCUUUAUGGCCUAUGACAGGUAUGUGGCCAUUUGUCAUCCUCUGAACUACAUGAUCUUCAUGAGACCUAGAAUUUGCUGGCUUGGUGUGGCCAUAUCCUGGAUCCUGGCAUCUCUGAGUGCAGUAGGAUAUACCAUCUAUACCAUGCAGUAUCCUUUUUGCAAAUCUAGGAAGAUCAGACACCUGUUCUGUGAGAUCCCUCCAUUGCUGAAGCUGGCCUGUGCAGACACCUCCACAUAUGAGCUCAUGGUUUAUGUGAUGGGUGUGACUUUCCUCCUUCUGCCUCUUGCUGCCAUUCUUUCCUCAUAUAUACUAAUUCUUUUCACUGUACUCCACAUGCCCUCACAUGAGGGCAGAAAGAAAGCCCUUUUCACCUGCUCUUCACACCUGGCUGUGGUUGGUAUGUGGUAUGGGGGAGCUUCAUUCAUGUAUGUUCUUCCAAGUUCCUUUCACACUCCAAAACAAGACAAUAUCUUCUCGGUUUUCUAUACAAUUAUCACCCCAGCUCUGAACCCCCUCAUCUACAGCCUGAGGAAUAAGGAGGUGACUGGGGCUUUUAGGAGAGUCCUUGGCAGAUGCCUUUUGCCAACACACACUACGUCCUAAGUAGCUCUAGUAACUGUGUUCUAACUUUCAUUUCUCUUCCAGAUCAGUUAAUUUUUCCUAUAAAUGAAAUUCUCUUUAUAAAGCAAAACACUAUAAAAAAAUCUUUUGAUUAGAGAUUCAGAACUUGAAUAUACAUGUUAA
This is a messenger RNA of Acomys russatus (golden spiny mouse), 1220 nucleotides long. Its product is annotated as olfactory receptor 2AG2-like. The record is from RefSeq and is a predicted model, not a curated record. The transcript is spliced from 2 exons. Gene Ontology annotation, biological process: G protein-coupled receptor signaling pathway. The coding region runs from base 84 to 1079 and encodes 331 amino acids. Lineage: Eukaryota; Metazoa; Chordata; Mammalia; Rodentia; Muridae. Gene Ontology annotation, cellular component: membrane. Gene Ontology annotation, molecular function: olfactory receptor activity; G protein-coupled receptor activity.